Messenger RNA from Centruroides sculpturatus (bark scorpion), 2085 nucleotides. RefSeq names its product MAM and LDL-receptor class A domain-containing protein 1-like. Gene Ontology annotation, cellular component: membrane. Lineage: Eukaryota; Metazoa; Arthropoda; Arachnida; Scorpiones; Buthidae. The coding region runs from base 53 to 2047 and encodes 664 amino acids. Gene Ontology annotation, molecular function: zinc ion binding; metalloendopeptidase activity. Gene Ontology annotation, biological process: proteolysis. The record is from RefSeq and is a predicted model, not a curated record. The transcript has 14 exons.
UAAGAGGAUAAAAUACAAUAUUAGUCUGGCUUCUGGUCGUAAAAGUGAGAUUAUGCGUUACUGGUCAAUCAAAAUUAUAUUUUUGACUUUUCUGGCUCAAAACAAAAAGUCGCAAUCUUUAAGCCAACAUUCCUCUCGUCUAGAAGAGAAUUUGGGUGUUUCAAAUGUGUGUUUGAUGGAGGGUGAUGUAUUAUGCGACCCUCUUCGACCUAUGUGGUUAGUCGCUCCUCUUGAUAAAUAUAGAAUGUGGACUAAUAGGAUCGUUCCUUACACAUUCGCUCCUCAUUACAGUGAUGAGGACAAAAAUAUCAUCCUGGAAGCCAUGAUGAGAAUUGAAGAAAUGUCGUGCUUGACGUUUAAAGAACGAGAAGACGAAGUUGAUUACAUCGAUAUCCAAGAUGGCAGAGGUUGUUUUUCUUUUGUGGGAAGAAUAGGAGGACGACAAAUUUUAUCAUUACAUCCUCUAUGUCUGGCGGAUGGAACCGGAAUUGCUAUUCACGAAUUAUUGCACGCUCUAGGUUAUUGGCACGAACAAAAUCGCUAUGACAGAGAUGAUUACGUUAAAAUUCACGAAGAUAACAUUAUACCUAAAUAUUUCAUCAAUUUUAAGAAAAAAGAGAAAGACAUAUCAGAUCUGCAGAAUUUGGAAUAUGAUUACGCAUCCAUACUUCAUUAUGGACCUAAAAUGUUUGCCAUAGAUGAUACAGAAAACACUAUCACUCCGUUGAAUCCCGAAUACGAAGAGGUUAUAGGUCAACGAAAAGGACUAAGUCCAUUAGAUAUACUCAGAAUAAAUAGACGUUAUAAAUGCGAAAUAGAGAGUUGUCCACCUCCUGAAGUCGUCCAUGAUGGAUUUGUCAUCGGGGAGGACUAUUCAGUCGGUAAGACUGUGCAGUUCGGUUGUGACGAAGGUUUCUUCUUAGUCGGAUCUUGGUACAGCUUCUGUAGAUUCGAUGGAAUUUGGUCCGGAAUGCAUCCGGAAUGUUAUCACUUAUAUGAUGGUCACUCUUGUAACUUCAGUGAAGAUAUUUGCGGUUGGGCGAAUCACCAAGGAAAUGACAUCGAGUGGAGGAGAAACAGCGGCCCCACUUCCUCCCCCGAUACUGGUCCUAUGGUCGAUCAUAGCAGCGAAACAACGACAGGUCAUUAUAUAUUUGUGGAUUCUUCUGAGUUUCCUACUGAAGGGAAGAGAGCCAGAAUUGUUACACCAACUUUUCACCCUUCCGGCCAGAUGGUGUGCUUGACAGCUUACUACUAUAUGUGGGGCCCUGAUAUGGGCCAGUUGUCAGUUUAUGCCAGAUUCUACAACCGAUUCGAUGUCCAAAUAUGGAGUAUCGGUGGGAACCAAGGACCGGAAUGGAUCCUUUUAAAGUUAGCUUUCCCUUCAGAAGGAUUACCAAUUCAGAUUGUUUUCGAAGUCAUUCUGGGUUGGACGGCCAGCAGCGAUAUAGCUUUAGAUGAUGUCAUAUUUGAGGACUGUCCUGAGGAAUUUGAACACGAAAGGAUCGAAAUAGAAACACCUCUUCCUCCUCCUCCCACUAUUGUUCCCGAAUUUGCCAUCUUCUGGUGCAAUUUCGAAGAUUAUUUGUGUGGCGAGAAUGAUGAAAUUAACGGUGAUUUCUAUUGGCAAAGAGAUUAUGGUGACACUCCCAGUUAUGCCACAGGUCCGAGUGUAGACCAUACUUUUGGAACCGAAGAGGGUAUUUACUUGUAUAUAGAAACGUCUUUUCCCAGAAUGGAAGGUGAAAGAGCCCGUUUUAUGCUACCCAGGGUGGAAAAUACUGGCAGUAUGUGCUUGACUUUCUACUACCACAUGUACGGCGUGGAUGUAACUACCUUGAAGGUUCUAGCGAUUGUUGAGGAACAAGAGCACUUCCUAUGGAGCAAACAGGGAAAUUUGGGGGAUCUCUGGAGAUCUGCAAGGGUAGAACUACUCUUGGAGGGUUCUAGCUAUCGGAUAAUCUUUGAAGGGAAACGUGGAGCCGGUCCGCGUGGAGACGUGGCUAUCGACGAUGUGGCCGUAUUAAACCAUUCCUGUACAGAAUAAUCGAUAAAACAACAACUCUAUAACACUUUAUUCGAUAA